AUGUCCGCGCCAGCUCCAACACCCAACGAGGCCCCGAAAAGAGCUGCCAACCAAGAGAACAGCGGCGGGUCCUCGGGUGGACGAGGCGGACGAAGCUAUUAUCGAAAGAACAACAACAACCAUACCAACAACCAACAACAACAUCCUCGUCAACAAACUCGUGGAGACAAUCAGACAAGAGAUGUGGAUCAUCGAGAAAGACGGCCGCAACGACAACAAGGAUCCGGAGAAGUCGACAUGAGGAAAUAUUACAGGAUGAUCGCUGAUGCACAGAACAACUUUGCGGACAUCGUUCAGACGGAGGGUGUCAAAGAGGAUUGCACGAUUUGUUGCAAGCCAAACGAUUUGUUUGGUAUCGGUCAAUGUCGUCAUCCACUUUGCAUCGAAUGUUCUAUUCGUUUACGAAUCAUUUGUGGUCAGUCAGCUUGCCCUGUUUGUCGAGCAGAGAUUGACAUAAUGUGCUUUUUCUUUGCUAAAGCUGGCUUAUCAACGGUAGACUUGAAUUUGCCAACAUCUGAGCAUCCUGACGAGGAACGUUAUAAAAUACGCUUUCAAAAUGGUUCUGCCGGUGAACGUUAUGAAAAGUAUCUUGCACAUGUUUGCAAAGUAUGCAAAGUAGAAGAAGGUGAACGAAAAGAAUUCCCAACUUUUGUCUCCCUUCGUCAGCACAUGUCUCAAGUGCAUCAACUCAGUUUUUGCCACAUUUGCACGGACAACAUCAAUUUGCUUUCAAGAGAGCGGAAAACUUAUACAAGAGAACAAUUACAGCGGCAUAUCAAAAAUGGUGACCCAGAAGAUAAAAGUCAAAAAGGUCAUCCUUCGUGUCUUUUCUGCGAACAACGAUUUUUUGAUGAGGAGGCGAGAUAUCGCCAUCUUCGAAAAGAUCACUUCUUUUGUCAAUUCUGCGAGGCGGAAGGUGUUGCGAUGAAUAUUUUCUAUGGGAGGCAUUCUGAUCUAACUGAUCAUUAUUCCAAGGAGCACUUGGUUUGUGAUGUGCUGGAAUGUAAAAACGCUGGCAUCGCCUUCUCAAAUCAAAUGGAUCUGAAACUACAUAUGUCAAAAGAGCAUGGAAAUGGUAGACAAGGCUUGGCAAUCGAUUUUCCGAUGGCCGGUCGACAACUCGGAGGACGAGGACGGGGAAGAGGGGGGCAAAUGAAUAGAGAAGCGGAAGAAAGGUACACUCCUCGAUUUCGAGCCAAUCUUCCACCGCCAACUCGCGGAGUCAUCGUUGUGCCAGCUGAGCCGGUGCAAAAAACACAAAGUGAUCCAUCAGAAUUCGUAAUGGUUCCCUCUGCACAACAUCGAGGCCCAAUUCGGUUUCACGCUCGACCCGCCUACGAUACUUCGGCGAAUCGAGAGCAAUUCCCAUCACUUCCUGGUGCUUCGACAAGUGCAGGUCCACCACGAGGCAGCUACCCGUUUGCUCCCAAAACACAGCAGGCCACUUCUCAAAAGGGAGCAACUACCCAAGCUGAAGCCUUCCCGUCGCUUGGCCGAGGAAGCGUGCCUGUAAAGGCACCGAAUGCACAAUGGGCUCGACAUACGGGCCAAUUUGAAAUCAUUGAUCAGGAUGUCCCGAGAGCGAGACCACCUGCACCAUCAGGCGGCCCACCAUCCACCGGUUCACAACAACAAACCAAAGCUCGAAAAGUGGCGCGACCGGUUGAAGAUUUCCCGGGACUUCCAUCAAAUUCGACAACUCACGAAGAAAGUGGAGCCAAGGGAAAGAAUUGGGCUAGCAAGGUAGCGACAAGUCAAAGCUCUUCGGGUGGUUUAAUCAUCCAUGCUCAACCAUCUCAACAAAAGAAAAAGAAACCAAAGAAUAAGAAACGCCAAGAAGCCAACGAACCGCAUGAGUAUAUUGAGCCACCUGAACCAGAAUGGGAGGAAGUGCCGACAAAGCCGAAACCGAUGAAAAUGAAAAAGGGAAAGAAUGAAAAGAAUCAAAUCAUUGACGUUGUUGUACCGACAGGAUUUUCGACAUUGAAUCGACGUUUGAGCUCAAAUGAGGAAGAGGAGAGUGGAAGUGACGAGGAACUUAAGACAACCGAUGGCCUAAAGUCAAUGUCCGAAGUUAGCCGACUUGUUAAUAACAAUGAAGUGAAAGAUUCAUUACCCAAUGAACAGAAGAAGCCAAAAGCGGGGGCUAAAACAGUAAUACAGGCAAAAGAUGGAAAACCAUCGACGAAGACAUCAACAAUUGAAGCGGCGACACCACAAGAGCCAGCUACUACAGGACUUUUUGGGAUGUUCUCGAUUUCUGGUGUAUUGUCCAAUUUGGCUUCUGGCUUUUCGAAGACUACAACUGCUCCAGAACCACCGCCCGGUCUUGCCCCAUCAACAAAAGAGAUGCUUUCUACAACUCCUGUAACAACGGCUUCAAAUGGGCUCUCAUUUGGUCCACCACCGGGUUUUGAAAGUGUUGUGCCCAAAUCGUCUCAAGAUGCUCAAAUUUUGACAACCGGCAUUGGUUUAUUGAUCCGUGUGGCCGAGUCGGUGUACGGGGAGAUCCAGGGCCAGACAACUUACAGUAUGAAAUACUGUACAAUACUUGGAGCCGUGCAUCUCUUUGGAUAUCACAUGAAUCAGAUGGCGAUCGCGGUCAUCGCAUUUGAUCGUCUUUACGGGAUUGUCUCGCCAAUUGGAUAUAAGAAUCGGGACCCAAAACCUUAUGUGAUCAAAAGCUUCUUCUUGGUGUUAAUCCCGGCGAUUGUUGGGAUUGGGAUCAGACUGAGAGAAGUCCAAUACGAAGAGGGAGACACGGAGGUGUGCAAUUUGAGUACAACAAAAACCGACGGGAUUUUCGCUGUGUACUGGUGGUCUCCUUUCUUCCUCGGUAACUCGAUUCUGAUCUUCGUAUUUUAUGGAGUAACGAUCUAUCUUGUGAGAAAAGGUUUCCACAAAGAGGGUUCAGAGAGGGAAUUCUCGAGGCAAAGAAAGGUCUUUUUCACGAUCUCGCUGGUUCUGUUGACGUACAUUUGCUGUACGAUGAUGCCCGCGAUUUUCGUGUCGAUUGGCGUUUUUGCAAAGGCGGACCCAAGUUGGUUCUCUGCAGUGUGCAUCUAUGGGGGAUUAGUCUCUGGCUUCAACUCGGCUUCGAACAUUCUGAUUUAUGGAUGGAAAUACGAGGAGUUGAGAACUUACAUGAUACAGGUGAUCACUUGUCGUCAAUCAUCAACGCUGAAACGGGACAACAGCUCGUACAAUGUGCUGAGGAAAAACUCGAGAAGAGACGUCCUUUUG
This is a messenger RNA of Mesorhabditis belari, 3243 nucleotides long. Lineage: Eukaryota; Metazoa; Nematoda; Chromadorea; Rhabditida; Rhabditidae. The record is from the annotation of a GenBank genome assembly.